Armigeres subalbatus is the source of this 3652-nucleotide messenger RNA. RefSeq names its product protein unc-45 homolog B (gene unc-45). The transcript is spliced from 4 exons. Gene Ontology annotation, cellular component: cytoplasm. Bases 450 to 3302 code for a protein of 950 amino acids. NCBI's taxonomy places the organism in Eukaryota, Metazoa, Arthropoda, Insecta, Diptera, Culicidae. Gene Ontology annotation, molecular function: Hsp90 protein binding. The record is from RefSeq and is a predicted model, not a curated record.
CAUUGGUCUAUUGUUGUGAUUGAAAGAUUGGGGGUGGAAGUAUCUGGGAAAAUUCUGUGGAAAACGCCGCAUGUGUUUACAACUAGUAGAUAGAAAACCGAAAAUAGGUCGACUUCUUUGCAAUACUAAACUCAGGUGAACUUCUGGAUACUCGUGUCAGUGACGAUGAAUGUUAAUUAGUCAUAUUUUUGCGCAGACGGUGAAUUGUGCUUUUUACGUUUUCAUCUCUCUUUCGUCUUCGCACCCCAUAAGAAGUCAGUCGCACAUUUCUCAGGUAGACAGCGCUGUUCUUUAGAACCUAACAGAACUAUCGAGAAUUUUCCGAUUUUCUGACGAAACAGCCAUAUAUAUAUUUGGAAAGAAUCGUCGCCUGUGGGAUCGUUAUAAAAGUUGUUCAACAGAGUAGCUUGCAGCUUGCAUACCAAAUUGUAAUUUCAGUUGGCAGCAAAAUGGUCAGUGAGAAUCCACAAAAACCUCGUGAAGACCCUAAUGUUUGCAAGGAACGAGGCAAUGAGGAGUUCAAAAAUGGGUACUGGGAUACGGCCAUAACUUGGUACAGUAAGGCGAUCGAGUUCGGUGAGAAGCACAAAGACUUGCCAGUUUAUUACAAGAAUCGUGCCGCAGCUUAUCUCAAGCUCGAAAAGUUUGAACGUGCGAUCGAAGACUGCACCAAAUCCUUGGAUGAUUGUCCAAACGAUCCGAAGGCAUUGUUCCGUAGAUCGCAGGCGUAUGAGGCUCUUCAGCGGUUCGAGGAAGCGUACAAGGAUCUUCGAACCAUCCACACUCAGGAUCCGAACAACAAGAUGAUCAAACCGCAUUUAGAAAGACUACAUGCAAUUGUGCAAGAACGGGCUCGUGAUCGGGCACAGACAUCCAACAAGGUCACGAAGAUGUUCGAGAUCGCUUUCGAUAUUGCUGCCCCUAAAGAAAAGCGUGAACAAGCCAUGAAUAAUAUUGUCGUGCUAGCUCGCGAAACGGCCGGAGCUGAAGUUAUGUUGAGGGACGGUCUGGUAACUCGAAUCGGUAAGCUGCUUAAAGUUGAGAAGAAUAAUGAAAUCAUCAUAAAUGCGGUUCGGGCAAUCGACGAAGUGUGCACGAAGAGUCCGGAUCGAACCAAAAUCGUAAUCAAAGAAUUGGGUAUUCCCUGGUUUCUGCAAAUCCUCGAUAGUAACUUGGAAGAUCGCGUAAUAGCGUCGCAACAUUGCAUGCAAACGGUUCUAAAUUCUCUCUCCGGGUUGGAGAACAAGGACGAUUCCAAACCAAACAAAGAACUAGUUGAAGACAACAAGCAACUGAUUGAUACACUUCUUAGCUGCUUGGUAUAUUCAAUUACAGAACGCAUCAUCACUGGUUUGGCACGUGAUGCCAUAAUGGAGCUUAUCAUUCGAAACGUGCAUUACCAGACUAUUGACUGGGCAGAACGUUUAGUAGAGAUGAAAGGACUCUUUCGUUUAAUGGAGGUUUGUUCAGAAUUGGAAGAAUACAAGUACGAGAGUGCUAUGAACAUUACUCCAUCUUCGCGAACUAUUGCCUCCGUUUGUUUGGCUCGGAUCUACGAGAAUAUGUACUACGAUGCAGCGAGAGAAAAAUUCAACGAGCAAAUUAGUGACUUCGUGAAGGAUAAACUACUAGAUCCAGAUCAUGAAUCGAAGGUUCGAGUUACGGUGGCCAUCACUUCGCUUUUGUUGGGUCCGUUAGAUGCUGGAAAUGCUUUAAUCUCCAGGGAUGGAAUUAUGCAAAUGAUUUUGGCUAUGGCUCAGUCGGACAUUGUGUUGGAGCAGAAGGUUGCUUGUGAAUGCAUAAUAGCCGCCGCCUCAAAGAAAGAUAAAGCCAAGGGCUUAGUCGAAACUGGAGCAGAAAUCCUCAAAAAAUUAUACACCUCCAAAAACGAAGAAAUUCGCGUCCGCGCUCUGGUAGGUCUGUGCAAGCUGGGGAGUUCCGGUGGAUUGGACGCUUCCAUUCGUCCAUUCGCGGACGGCUCGACGAAGAAACUAGCCGAGGCUUGCCGUAAAUUUCUCAUUAAGCCCGGCAAAGAUAAGGACAUUCGAAAAUUUGCCGCCGAAGGAUUGGCUUAUCUCACACUGGAUGCCGAUGUGAAAGAGAAACUGGUUGAGGAUCGUUCCGCCAUUCAGGGGCUCAUUGAACUGGCCAAAACUGGAGACCAGUCAGCAAUCUAUGGUGUAGUGACUACGUUGGUCAAUUUGGUCAACGCAUACGAAAAACAGGAAUUGCUCCCGGAACUGGUUAAACUGGCCAAAUUUGCGAAACAUCACAUUCCGGAAGAACACGAAUUGGACGAUCCAGAUUUUGUCAGCGGUCGUAUCAUUGUGCUAGCCAAUGAAGGUGUAACUUCCGGUCUGGUUGCUCUGUGCAAAACCGAAAGCGAUAACAGCAAGGAAAUGAUUGCCCGCGUCUUCAAUGCUCUCUGCAGUGAGCAAGAGGUUCGCGGCAAAGUCGUCCAGCAGGGAGGAGCGAAAGUUUUGCUUCCACUGUCUUUGAAGGGAACGGCCAAUGGUAAACGUCAUGCUGCACAAGCACUAUCCCGCAUUGGAAUCACAAUCAACCCGGAAACUGCUUUCCCCGGCCAACGAAACCUGGAAGUAAUUCGACCAUUACUUAAUCAGUUGCAUCCGGACUGUUCAUCGCUGGAGAAUUUCGAAGCGCUCAUGGCACUUUGCAAUCUCGCAUCAAUGAACGAAUCAACUCGGCAGCGUAUCAUCAAAGAGCAAGGUAUCAGCAAAAUUGAAACAUAUAUGUCUGAGGACCACAUGAUGCUGAGGCGGGCCGCGACCCAAGUUAUUUGCAACAUGGUGCAAUCUCCUGAUAUUAUUAAAAUGCACGAAAAAGAAAACGACAGAAUUAAAUUCCUGGUUUUGCUCACAAUGGAAGAGGAUGAAGAUACUGCAAUGGCCGCUGCAGGAGCGCUAGCGUAUCUUACUGCAGUCAGCGAUUCCUGCUGCGAGAAGACAUUCAGCCCUACAUGUUGGCAGGAAGCCUUCAGUACAUUAGUCGCCAACCCAAGCCCAGAAGUACAGCAUCGCGGCAUCGUCAUCAUUUAUAACAUCAUCAAAUCGAACAAAACGCUGGCAGAGAAAAUUUUCGAUACGCCCCUACUACGGAUGUUGUACGGUGUAACGCAACUAAAUGAUGAACAGCGAGCCAAAGCCAUCGAAAUGGCCCAAAAGUGCCUGAAAGUAGCAGAAGAGUAUAAACUUAUUGAGGAGAACAAGGAUGCCGACUUGGCGCCGGAUGUGUUUGAACAGCACAAGCAAGACGCGACUAUUGAAGAGAUUGACGAGUAAGGUGAUGUGACUUUAUGCAAGCAUCUACCACGUACUGAAAAUAUAUUACAAGGAAAGCAUAUUGCAUAACUCUUUGUUGUUUCAAUUUAUAUUAAAGUUUGUUGUUUUUCACACAUUUUACACCCUGUUAGCGGAGUAGAUUUGAAUGCGUGAUUGUAUUUAGUAUUCCUUAAUUUAUGCCAGACAAGCGUACUUACACCAUCACCACACGUAUGUUAUAACAAUCUUGCAAAUGCUAUAAACAUACGAAAAUCUAUAAAUAGAAGGAUUACUUUAAUUUCUUUGUCAAAUAAUGAAAACUAGGAUUAGUGAUUUCAUAAUAAAUUAAAUAUAAAGUAUAUCAAAAAUAA